AUGAAGACCACCACCAUCGUAACCGCCCUCGCCGUAGCGUCUAUCGCCACGGCGGCUCCUACCCCCGCCAACCCGGACGCAGCACUCGAAAAGAAGGGUGCCGACCCUAACGCCAACUCUGACGACACGUUCACGCACAUUCUCGUUGAGCGCAUCGAAAAGGUCUAUGACAGGGCUGGCGGGAAUGGUGGCGAAGGGGGACAAGGGGGGAAGGGGGGGCCAGUGGGGCCAGGGGGGUCAACCUCCUGCCUCGAGAAGCAUCCCAUCACCAAGGAGUGUCUUAAGAGCAUCUGUGGCCAGCAGUAG
Molecule: messenger RNA, 306 nt
Organism: Vanrija pseudolonga
Lineage: Eukaryota; Fungi; Basidiomycota; Tremellomycetes; Trichosporonales; Trichosporonaceae
Exons: 1
Coding region: 1-306 (101 amino acids)
Source: RefSeq, a predicted model, not a curated record